Messenger RNA from Ylistrum balloti, 6162 nucleotides. RefSeq names its product H(+)/Cl(-) exchange transporter 4-like. Gene Ontology annotation, biological process: chloride transport; transmembrane transport. Gene Ontology annotation, cellular component: membrane; synaptic vesicle; Golgi apparatus. Gene Ontology annotation, molecular function: voltage-gated chloride channel activity. The transcript has 23 exons. Bases 178 to 2838 code for a protein of 886 amino acids. The record is from RefSeq and is a predicted model, not a curated record. Lineage: Eukaryota; Metazoa; Mollusca; Bivalvia; Pectinida; Pectinidae.
UCUUAUUUUCUGGUCAGGAACUUAAUGAAUAGAACUUUGAAUAUCGACAAUACAUAUAACAUACUUUAGAGACACCUGUAUGUGAAUACAAUAGCUUGACCCUGAAGUGGUCAACAGGCCCCAUCUUGUACAUCUAUACAAGCAUAUGAUGCUGAAAAGGGAGUGAACUGAUGAAACAUGGAUGUCGACUCAUUCAGUGAGAAUGAUCUCCUUCUUUUAGAUAACCACAUGGAUGGUGGAGCAAAGUUUUUAGGUAGCGGAGCAAAUGGCACUGCUGACUCUCGAAGAGACGGGCGACAGGAAAAUGCUCAACGCAGUGUGAGCAGUACAGACGAUGAACUGUUGGACAUCCGUACUGACCGUUACGGCCCUGGCAGCUUGGGAUCUGACCGCUAUGAAACACUUGGCUACAUGAAUGCUGACUAUGAUGAUGAAGAGGAGGGAAAGUUUCAGACAAGUUCCUCCAACCUCAUGGAUACCUUGGAAGAUCUGCCCCCAGGUAUCGGCCAGUAUGAUGACUUCCACACGAUCGACUGGUUGCGAGACAUCGCCAGGGACCGCAUGCGACACCGCCAUAUCAUGAAAAAGAAGCAGGAGGGAUUCCUGGAAAAGCUUAAGAGUGCCCAUGAUGCCUGGUCUGGCUGGGUGUGUGUGUUAUUAGUGGGAGUGGCUGCAGGUGCUUGUGCUGGCGUGAUCGAUAUUGGAGCAACAUGGAUGUCUGACCUAAAGGAGGGUGUAUGUAGGGAUGCCUUCUGGCUCCCUAAGGAACAAUGCUGCUGGUCAGCAAACAACUCCUUCUUCAAUAAUAGUGGCUGUUCUCAGUGGUAUUCCUGGUCACAAUUAUUAGGAGCGGGUAAGGAUGUUAACAGUGGAGGCUACUACAUUGUUGCGUACUUCGUAUACAUUUUGUGGGCUCUUCUUUUUGCCUUUCUUGCUGCAAUGUUUGUACGCAUGUUUGCCCCCUACGCAUGUGGAUCUGGUAUCCCUGAGAUUAAAACCAUUCUGAGUGGAUUUAUCAUCCGUGGAUAUCUGGGUAAGUGGACACUACUCACCAAGUCUAUUGGGAUGAUGUUAGGUGUGUCUGCAGGGCUGAGUCUCGGCAAGGAGGGACCUUUUGUCCACGUGGCUUGUUGCUGUGGCAACAUCUUCUCUUAUCUGUUCCCCAAGUAUGGUAGCAACGAGGCAAAAAAGAGAGAGAUUCUGUCUGCUGCAUCAGCCGCAGGUGUGAGUGUGGCGUUCGGUGCUCCAAUUGGAGGGGUGCUUUUCAGUCUAGAAGAGGUGAGCUACUACUUUCCAUUGAAAACUUUGUGGCGUUCGUUCUUCUGCGCUCUGGCUGCAGCAUUUGUCCUACGUUCCAUCAACCCAUUUGGGAACGAUCACUUGGUGAUGUUUUAUGUUGAAUAUAAUGAACCAUGGUAUCUCCAGGAGCUGAUCCCAUUCAUCUUUCUGGGGGCAGUAGGGGGUGUGUUUGGGAGCUUAUUCAUCAAGCUGAAUAUAAAGUGGUGUAAAUUUAGGAAAUCGUCAGUACUAGGAAAAUAUCCUAUUGUUGAGGUACUUGGGGUCGCUUUUAUCACAGCCUUACUGAGUUACCCAAAUGAGUAUACAAGAAAAAAUACGAGUGAACUUAUUCGCCAGCUGUUCAGCAGGUGUGGACCUGAGGAUAACACAGAAUUAUGUGAUUACAAAAGAAAUUACUCGUCAUUGAAUGCAGCAUCACCAACGUUUUACUCAUCGAGUACAGAGGCUGGGGACGGAGUGUACAAGGCUUUGUGGAUGUUAUCUAUAGCACUCAUUUUUAAAGCUAUCAUCACCAUCUUUACAUUUGGUAUUAAGAUACCUGCUGGUCUGUUCAUUCCAAGUAUGGCAGUCGGGGCUAUUGUAGGUCGAAUCGUUGGUAUUGGAGUAGAGCAAUUGGUUGUGAGAUAUCAUUCUAAUCCAUUUUUCCAUAACAUGUGUGUGUCAGACAAUUUCUGCACAAUCACACCUGGAUUGUAUGCCAUGGUGGGGGCCGCUGCAGUGCUUGGGGGUGUAACGAGGAUGACAGUGUCCCUGGUGGUAAUAAUGUUUGAGCUGACAGGAGGGUUACAGUACAUUGUGCCUCUGAUGGCUGCCGUCCUCACCAGCAAGUGGGUAGGAGACUCGUUAGGGAGAGAAGGAAUUUAUGAUGCUCAUAUCCACCUGAACGGCUAUCCGUACUUGGAUAGUAAGGAGGAGUUCACUCACACAACCAUCGCUGCGGAUGUGAUGCGACCUCGACCCCAGAGCUCGGGUGGAGAUUCUGGGGACCAGCGUCCCAGAUAUAACAGGAAGCAGAGGAGUGACGCAGAGACUCGACUUAUCAGUGACCCACUACAGGCAACUAGCAGACGGAAUGAUCCUCCACUCUGUGUCAUCACACAAGACUCCAUGACAUUGGAGGAGCUAGAAACGACAUUGAAAUCCUCCGAUCACAAUGGUUUCCCUGUGGUUGUGUCCCGCGAGUCCCAGUAUCUCGUUGGAUUUGUACUCCGUAGGGAUGUCAACCUUGCUAUAGAAAACUCGAGGAAGAAUCAAGAGGGCAUUGUCUCCAGUUCUAUAGUGUAUUUCACCAGUCAUGUACCCAGUAAUCCAAACGACCCCGCCCCCCUCAAACUGAGGAAAAUCCUAGACAUGGCCCCAGUGACCAUCACAGAUCAGACACCAAUGGAGACGGUUGUGGAGAUGUUCCGUAAACUCGGGCUGCGACAGACACUAGUUACACAUAACGGUCGUCUCUUAGGAAUUAUCACCAAAAAAGAUGUUCUACGCCAUGUUGCCCAGCUUCAAAACCAGGACCCAGAAUCUAUAUUGUUCAAUUAGACUGAAGACGAUCUCAAAACGAAUAGUGUUCCUCAAUGAUACAACUCAAUGAUACAACUCCUACCAUUGGGUGGAUGAUUUUCCAUAUCAUCUCAAACGUAAUUGUGAAGUUAACUUUUUGUUGUUACUUUCAUAUGACAUAUACUCAAUGCUGUUGACACAUGAGAUAUCACUCUAGCCUGUGUGAUUACUGACCUGUCUGUAUGUGUGACUACACUGUCGUGUGUCUCUGUGAGUAGUGAAUUCAGCCACAUCAUUUGCAUACAUGUAUUUAACCUUUCCAACUGAAGAACAGCCUGUGGAUAAAGUGUAUCCUGUUUUCUUAAUUUGGAAAAUCUAUUGAAUUGUAACAAUAGUUGUAACUAUUACAUUUUCAUCUGAGAAAGUCUCAUCAUCUACACAAAAUCAGAAAAAGGCGAGGAUCGUCACUGGAAGUGCUAUGGCCAUACUGCUACAGAUCAUGGCUUGUCUUAUGAAGUGCUAAAUGGUAAAUUGUAUCAGCUGUUCAACCACUCUACCACAGUUUUAAACAAGGAAGACAAAGGGAAUGUUACUUUAAAAAAAAUUUUGAUAUUCAAGGUAGCCAAAGCAACAAUGUUUUUAUGUUGUAAAACGUAUGGUUAAUAGACGUUGUGUGAAAGGGUAGAGAUUUUUUAAUAUCCGUGUUUAUAGUUAUAAUGCAAUAAACAUGAAUUUGAUCAUAUUUAUCAUAAAUACGCAUUUCUGAGUAAUUAUCGAAGACAUCUGGCGCUUGAAUGAAUGGAUACCAUGUUGUCAUAAUACUACCAAACAAAGACUGCGUACUUGAUCCAGGAUUUAGCACAAAAUAACCGAUAACAUUUCUAUGUGAUAGUUGAUGGUGCUCUGCAUAUUUUUGUGUUCUAGCCCCAAUUUAUAGACAAAUUCAAGUUCAACUAUAAGACUUUGACCAUUUGAACAAAUAUAUGCACAUAUAAUUUUCAUAAAUUAUGUUAAUAGAUUAAAUUUCAGUCAUUAAAACCAUUCCCAGCUGAUGUCUGUAUGGACACACAAAUUAAGCAGCAGGCGUGCCACUUUUUAAUUCAUUCCAAUAGUGGCAUGGUGCAGAAUAUACAUGUGUACAUGUCAAGGACUUUGUUCAAAAUUAUCAGAUAUAUGGUUACUUCCAAUUUUAUUGAGUUAUGGGACUUGUGCACAACCCUGUGUAGGUUUAAUUUUUCUUUCAAUUACUGUGAAUUUUCUUCAGUGGCCUCUUAGGCUUCAAAAUUUAGGCCCUUCACAUCACUGAAAAAUCCUAGGACAAAACAGCUGUAUGAUGCUGUUUAAAACAUUGUUAAGCUCAGCUGUAUCAAAUUCUUAAUUUGUAUCUAAAUGUGUUAUUCACUUGUGUGUCUAUUGUACAAGAAAGCGAGAAUUUUGCUUCAUUUACCAGAUUUUACUUAAGAAAUUAUGGUCAUGAAGUUUCACCUGGAUAAAAUAAACCUCAUUAUGACACAGCAGCAGUAUACAUUAAACCGAAAUGUCUGUCUUGAAAUAGUUGUUACUGUAUACAUAUUUGGCUUGAAAUAAUCCUGUAGGUCAAACAUAGUCGUUUGACUGAGAGUAAGAUGAUGGGCUUACCACUUUAUAGUAAAAUGACAUUGAAUUUGUUCUAUUAAAACUAGUGAGUUUGGGUGGGCUAAUUACUGUACGUGGGCUUACUGUUGGAUUGAUAUGGUAUUCUACAUUAAUUUGAAAUUAAUAAACAAAGGUGGUUUCAGUUGAUGUUAAAAGUGGAGAGAUGAAAGAUGGGAACCUUGACAUUCUCUUAAAGUUACCUGCAAGAAACACUAAUUAGCAUAUUGUGAUAAUUAAGAUUUCUGAGACUGACUUAUUGAUAAGCUGAAAGGUACUUUAAGUAGUGAUUAAAAUUAUUUGUUUACUACAAGUUUAUGUAUUCAAUAGCACCAUAGUAAUUUAUAUCAUGUGAUAGUAGAUAUGAUUAAGUCUAAAUACUCCAGAAAAUAUAGCUCCUUUUAGAUUGAUAUAUAAAAAAUACUUAUCUAUAUAUAAUCAGUUACGGGUUUGCAUGCUCCAUAAAAUGAUUUUCUGUCACCAGUUUAUAGUGCUGACAAAAAUGUAUAUAUCUCUGUGUAAACAAUAUCUGAUAUAACUUAAUUAAAAGCAGUUAUACAUAUAAUCUUGCUUGUAUUAUAAAAUUUCAUAAUAUAAUAUCUCCUUUUGGAUUUAGUUAUUUUGAUAUAAAGAAAUACAGUCUUAUGAAAUCUCAAUGGAAUUUGAUGCAUGGUCUAAUUGAAGUCUAAUUGAAAUUACAGUUAGAUAAUACUAGCAAUUAUUUGUUAUUUUUUGUGUCAAAACCUAUAUAACCCUUAAAUCAUGCUUAUUCUGUAUCAAAAUCAUGUACAAAUAGAUUUCAUUUUAUUCCACUACCAGUAUUUAAAAGAUACAAUGUUGAGUUUGUGUCUGGUUGUCAGAAUAGUAAAACCAAAUAGAACUACAAAAUUUUGAAUGUACACUCUCUGUAGAUGAUAAUACUGUGGAUUGAUUGUUAUAUUUUAUUUGAAUCUGAUUUGUUUAAAUGUGUUGAGUCGUUUGGAUGUUUGAAUCUGGGUGAAUGAGAUGUUUGAUAAUUGUAUUAUACCAAUACAUAUGGUGUAAGAAAUGAGGGUUGGUGGCACCUCUUUGUGAAUGGAUAUUAUUAUCUAUUUUAUCAUUUGAAAUUUGUUUUAUUUUUGUACUUAAAGAAAGAUUAUGUAUCAUUUAGGUACAUUUAUUAAGUUUUUUUUCUGUGAUAUAUUUAAUAUUGUAGAUAAUUGGUUGUUAGUAAUUGUUUAUGAGUUGAAUUUCUAAAUAAUCAAGUUGAAAAUGUAUGUAGGGCAUGUAUGGAUGAAUGACAAUUUGUCAUUUGUAGAUCUAGAAGAAAUUUCUGAUAGCACCUGGUACAUGGUAUGCUGUCAAUCAACAAUUCUUGUUAAUAGAUAAAGAUUGUCCUUAGCUUACACCUACAACUAGGAAUAAUCAUAAUUUAAACCUUAUGUAUCAAGUCUGCAGCAUUUUGUUCUAUCGUAAAAUCCAUUCAGUUCAUACGUAUAUCAUAUACAUAAAAAGCAAUAUUUGAAUUAUGCAUGCUAAUAAGAUGCAUAUCGCUAGUAAGAAAACACCCUGUCUGUAUCAUUAGUUCAGGUAUACAAUUUACAGAGCAAUGGUUAAUCUCACUGUUAUUGGUGUAAAUGUGUUUUCUCUCACUACACUGGUAUUGCUCUACUAUGAUUUUAAGACUGCCUUAAUGUUGUCUACAUUUUUCUUAAAUCUUUCUCUUUUCAAUUUUUUAAAAAUUUUUCAAGA